AUGGCAUCAUCAUUGUCCAACACUCGAAAACGUCGAGCAACGGGUGCUCCUGCGUUUGUUCGACAUCAUAUCUUGUCAAUGAAGGAGCUUGUUGGUGCACCACCAGACGCCCCUUUGACCACUUCUCUGCAUCGCAUCACGAACGACAACCGACGCGUCCAUACACAGAGUCUUGUUGUCAAGCCCACUUCUCCAGUCAAACGAGCACGGCUAAACCAUCUUCAUCGCCAGGAUGGAGCUCUCAAUUAUACUCCCGCCGAGGAUCCUGAGAGAUAUGAGAUAUGUUUGGAAGGCGAAGAAGAAGAAGAAGACGAUGUAGAGACCAAUGCGGCUCGACACAGCCAACCUGCAGCCUUCAGGACCCAGCAAUGGAUCGAUGGAUGCGUGAAUGCCGGGACUCUUUUUUGCAGUCUCUCCUCUGGCGUGAUGGACGAGGCAAGGAAGGAGACCUCUGCGGUACAUGUCAUGACAGCGCCUCUCCAGCCAUAUACCGCUGCCUAUCUUGCUUUGGUGGAGCUAUGUUAUGUCAAGGCUGUUGUGUCGAAGCUCACCGGGCUAACCCCUUGCAUUUCAUCGAGACUCUCACAGAAAUGGACGGGUGUGUACUUUAUCAAGACCACUCUUCAUAGCCUUGGUCUACGCAUCCAACUCGCGCACCCACCCAACGAAAUCUGUGACCGCCCAAUGGCAGGACGAAGUGACUUUGUGGUUUUGGCAGCUAACGGGAUACACGAAGUUGCCGUGGACUUCUGCGGCUGCAUGGGUCAUGACGCAGACUGUGUUCAGUUGUUGAAGGCUGGAUGGUAUCCGGCGACGAUGGAGUUUCCACGAACUGCCGCAACCUUGUCCUGCUUGGACUGA
Mycena indigotica is the source of this 861-nucleotide messenger RNA. RefSeq names its product CxC2 domain-containing protein. The transcript has 3 exons. Bases 1 to 861 code for a protein of 286 amino acids. The record is from RefSeq and is a predicted model, not a curated record. NCBI's taxonomy places the organism in Eukaryota, Fungi, Basidiomycota, Agaricomycetes, Agaricales, Mycenaceae.